UCGUCUCCAUGAUCUCAUGAGAGACUUUUGUGUGGAAAAAGCUAAAUUGGAAAACUUUCUCAAUGUCAUCAAUAUUAAUGAUGAGUCCAAUGAAGAAAUAGAAGCUCCCAUUGGUAAAGUUAGAAGAGUUGCUAUCAGUGGUGGAUCAAAUCUCGUUACAGUAUCAAGAUCCCAAAAAUAUUUUCACCUAAGGUCUCUUCUAACAUUCCCUGUGCGUUUGGAAGAUCAGAAGUCUAUGCUAAGGAACAUUGAAUAUCUUAGAGUAUUGAAUUUUUUAAUGAAUCGCAAAGGCGUUGUGAUGGUGGAUUUCCCGGCCCCCGAGAUCAAAAGUCUCAUCCACUUGAGAUUCUUAUCUCUAAGGAAUACCGGUGUAACAAGUAUCCCAUCUCUAGGAAAUUGCUUGCAAACACUAGAUCUGCGGUCGCUAUAUUAUCACGAAGUUAAUGUGCCAAAUAAAGUGUUCAGAAAUAUGGAGCACUUGCAGCAUCUGUUUCUACCUCAGUUAUCCAAAGUUAGGGGGAAGUUGCAACUACCUAAUGUUAGUAAGCUGCAAACACUUGUGAAUAUUAAUCCUGUUUUUAUAUGUGAUGUUAAAGAUCCGACGACUGGAUUUGACAAGUUUGGAAAGAACUUAAUGCCUUCAGAUUUCACAUUCAAUUGUCUUCAUGUUCUUAAGAUCAGCCAAAAUAGUACGGAUAAGAGAGUGGAUAUAACACCAGUGGUAAUGCGUUGUCCUCACAUAUAUCAGCUACGAAUCCUUAAGAAAAUAGAGAAAUUGCCAGAACAUGACAAAAUUUCUCCACAUCUUGUCCAGUUAAAGUUAAAUGAGACUGGUCUUGAGGAAGACCCAAUGUCAACUUUGGAGAAGUUACCUAACUUAAAGAUUCUCCACCUUGCGUCCCAUGCCUACACAGGGAAUAAGAUGAUUUGUUCUGUAAGAGGAUUUCCUCAACUUCAAUCCCUCAUCCUUGUUGAUUUAAAUAACCUAGAGGAGUGGGAGGUGGAGCAAGGAUCCUUGCCUAGACUCUGCCAUUUGAAGAUUUCAAGUUGCUGCAAACUCAGGAUGGUUCCAGAUGGAGUUCAGUUUGUCACUACCCUGCAAAAAUUGGAAAUCAUACGCAUGCCUGAGUCAUUCGCAGAUAGACUUGGCGAAGGAGGACAGGAUUUCUACAAAAUCCGACACCUUGUCAAAGGAGGACAGGAUUAAAGAUUUUACUCAAAGGUGAUCGAUGAUCGAUGAAAAAUGCUCGAGUUUGGAGGUC
Juglans microcarpa x Juglans regia is the source of this 1262-nucleotide messenger RNA. RefSeq names its product probable disease resistance RPP8-like protein 2. The record is from RefSeq and is a predicted model, not a curated record. Gene Ontology annotation, molecular function: alpha-tubulin binding. Lineage: Eukaryota; Viridiplantae; Streptophyta; Magnoliopsida; Fagales; Juglandaceae. Gene Ontology annotation, biological process: protein folding. The coding region runs from base 17 to 1207 and encodes 396 amino acids. The transcript is spliced from 3 exons.